UCUCUGUAUGUGACCUGCGUUUUCAUGGAUACGUUGCAAUACGUCAAACUCGAUGAUGUCUAAUUGUUAUCGUCAAUUCAGCACUUAAACGGUUCCAAUUUUCUCUACGCCGCACGCAGAACAGUGCCUCUAGGAGGGGAGCCGUUACGUAGACCCGCUAAACGCGAAACGUGUCGUGCCAGGUCAUAGCUGCCCAUCGAUUAGGUUCACACGUAUCAUCGGUAGACACUGCAACAGAACUGUUAGAUAUGUUUUCUGUUACCAUACAUGCUUAAGUGUAAGAAGUGCUUAUUUUCGAAUCAUUCGCUGCAAGAAAUAGAAACGUUGGCAGUUAACCAAUUUGCCGGAGUCUGUUGUGAACGUGACAAUGUCAUUGAUUGGAAACAUUAUAAUAAUACUGUCGUAAUUUCUCACAUCCUGGCACGUCACAACAUCAUACGAUAAGUGACGCAACUCAUAGAUUGAAAUUACGGGAACACCAAGGAUAACAAUAUUCAAACAAGUAAAGCUGAGCCAAAUUCUGGAUGGAACCUCCAGUCUCCGUCAAGGAUGUCAAGAAAGCGUCCACGGGAAGUAGAAGGUUCUAAUUGCCUGCGAAACAGUAAUCUACCCAUACAAAUGUCCAUCUGCAAGCCAGCACCAUUUAGUGAUGAGCCUGAGGCAGCAGCUGAACGUGAACGCUGUGAUUACAGCCAGCGUGUUUCUUUCAAGAUGGCAAAAUCUGGAAACGUUGGUCGACCAAUAAGGGUGUAUGCUGAUGGAAUAUAUGAUCUGUUUCACCAAGGUCAUGCCCGUCAGUUGCUGCAGGCAAAAAACUUAUUUCCAAACGUUUACCUUAUUGUAGGAGUCUGCAGUGAUGCACUCACUCACAGCAAGAAAGGUCGCACAGUAAUGACAGAGUCUGAACGUUAUGAAGCUGUUCGUCAUUGUCGCUAUGUAGAUGAAGUUGUUAGAGAUGCACCUUGGGAACUUGAUGAUGACUUUCUUGCGUUUCACAAGAUUGAUUUUGUGGCACAUGAUGAGAUGCCUUAUAUGACAGAAGAUGGCACCGAUGUAUAUGCACGACUAAAAGAAAAAGGGAUGUUUGCAGCCACGGAACGAACAGAAGGAGUUUCCACAUCAGAUAUAGUGGCAAGAAUAGUGCGAGACUAUGACAUUUAUGUACGAAGAAAUCUUGCAAGAGGAUAUUCUGCAAAGGAGUUAAAUGUUUCUUUCCUGAAUGAGAAAAAGUUCCGCUUGCAGAACAAAAUGGUUGAACUAAAAGAUAAAGGAAAGCGUGUAAUGGAGAAUAUUGGAGAGAAGAAGGUAGAUAUGUUACAGAAGUGGGAAGAAAAAUCACGUGAAUUCAUUGAUACUUUCCUCCUGCUGUUUGGGCGGGAUGGCCCCUUGGUAAGAAGAAUGAAACGCACUGUACACCGAAUUCGAAAUGAGUCGCAAAUAUGGAAUGAAGGGAAAGGGCGUCUGAUGCAAGCUCUAUCGCCCCCAGCCAGUCCUCGGCGUGAUGGCUCACCCACGUCAUCUACCAGCAAUGAUGUUGAUGAAAGCACAAGCAGCCCCCCACCACCGAAAGCUGGUCGCUAUGACUUUUCCCCCAACUCUUCAGCACAACAGUUUGCUGGCAGACCGUCAGGAGACUUCUCUGAUGAUGGUGAUGAUGAUGAUGAUGAUGAAGAUGAUGAAGAUGAAAGACAGUCAAAAUAACAAUACAAAAUGUAAAUCUUCCAUAACCAGAAUCUGUUGGUGCUGAAGCUUAGUGCACUGUAAGCUGAUCUUUUAUGAAAGGAGUGUUUGACUGUAAAUCUCCAAAGUACUGUAAUAUUGUUUUAAUUGUUUUAUAGCAAAAAAGAAUGUAAAUGAGUUGUCUGCUGUAAACUAUUAUAUAUUUAAAGUCUUUUAAUUGUUUUAAGUUUUCAGAAAGGCUGGACUUAGUUACAAGUGGCGAUUGUUUUGUUGAUAUUGUGUCUAGUGUUACCUAAGGAGAUCGCU
This is a messenger RNA of Schistocerca nitens (vagrant locust), 1986 nucleotides long. Its product is annotated as choline-phosphate cytidylyltransferase A-like. The coding region runs from base 550 to 1701 and encodes 383 amino acids. Gene Ontology annotation, molecular function: choline-phosphate cytidylyltransferase activity; phosphatidylcholine binding. Lineage: Eukaryota; Metazoa; Arthropoda; Insecta; Orthoptera; Acrididae. Gene Ontology annotation, biological process: CDP-choline pathway. The transcript is spliced from 10 exons. The record is from RefSeq and is a predicted model, not a curated record.